AUGUCUCGCCCUCGUGUUCUCAUCUGCGCCAACCCCACCACCGGCCUCGUGUGGACCAAGGAGGACUGCGCCGACAAGUUCAAGGACAUUGCCGAUGUCGUGCAGCUCGACUCGUCGUCGCGUGACGCGUUCUUCAACGACUGGGACGCAAAAUACAAGGGCGUGACUGCCAUUUACCGGCACAACGACUCGGCGUCGGCCGUUGGUUUCUUCGACAAGGAGUUCAUCGACCGCCUGCCGGGCAGCGUCAAGCUCAUCGCCCACAACGGCGCUGGGUACGACCAGAUUGACGUUGCUGCCGCCACUGCGCGCGGUAUCGAGGUCUCGCACACUCCCAAGGCUGUUGACGAGGCCACCGCCACUGUCGCUGCAUACCUCACCCUCUCGGCACUGAGGCAGUUCCACCGCGCCGAGACCAACGUCCGUUCGGGCAAGUGGAAGAGCGGGUUGAUGCCUGCCCUCGACCCCGACCAGAAGACUGUGGGAAUCGUCGGCAUGGGUGGUAUUGGCUCGGCAUACGCCCGCCGCAUGCUCGGUUUCGACAUGAAGAUCAUCUACUACAACCGCCGCGAGAUCUCACCAAAGCCCGACUUUGAGUGCACUUACUGCAGCAGCCUGGACGACCUGCUUGCCCAGUCCGACGUCGUGUCUCUCAACCUCCCCCUGAACGACAAGACCAAGAGCUCGUUUGGGCGCGAGCAGUUUGCCAAGAUGAAGAAGGGGAGCGUGCUUAUUAACACUGCGCGCGGUGGCGUCGUCGACGAGGACGCACUCAUCGAGGCCCUCGACAGCGGACACCUCUUCUCCGCCGGCCUCGACGUGUUCCCAGACGAGCCCAACGUCAACCCCCGCUUGGUCGCCAACGACAAGAUCACCCUCCUCCCCCACAUGGGCACUGAGACCAAGGACACCCAGCGCAAGAUGGAGCUGCUCGUCCUCGACAACAUUGCGUCGUGGAUCCAGGGCAAGGGCCUCCUCACCCAGGUCGCUGAGCAGAAGUAG
Molecule: messenger RNA, 1002 nt
Organism: Cutaneotrichosporon cavernicola
Lineage: Eukaryota; Fungi; Basidiomycota; Tremellomycetes; Trichosporonales; Trichosporonaceae
Exons: 2
Coding region: 1-1002 (333 amino acids)
Molecular function (GO): oxidoreductase activity, acting on the CH-OH group of donors, NAD or NADP as acceptor; NAD binding
Source: RefSeq, a predicted model, not a curated record